Messenger RNA from Daldinia loculata, 1527 nucleotides. Its product is annotated as WLM-domain-containing protein. Bases 302 to 1318 code for a protein of 338 amino acids. The record is from RefSeq and is a predicted model, not a curated record. Gene Ontology annotation, molecular function: proteasome binding. The transcript has a single exon. NCBI's taxonomy places the organism in Eukaryota, Fungi, Ascomycota, Sordariomycetes, Xylariales, Hypoxylaceae.
GAGGCAUCCGACUUCUGACGUACCGACGGAUUACAAAGCUACUGUUACAACACAUACAAUGUAGUUAAGUGAACCAUACUUUGUAGAAUCUUCUAUAGGAAUGGCGAGAAAGAAAUCAUAAAAUUCCUCGAAGCCAAUAGGUAAGGCUGGUUUUUCUUUAACAUUUUUUCAUUUCCUAUACGUAUAGCUCUGUCUAUCAUCGGUAGAUUUGCCUAUCAACAUCCUUCUGUAUCCCUAUACAAAUACAAAGAAUACCUUUUUCUCCGAUCCAACCUCCAUCCAAUAUCACGCAACUACAAACAUGGCAGACCAAGAUGAGACGUCUCCCGAAUCCGGCGAGAUCACUAUCAGUCUCACACAUCACGGAAAACCACACAACUUUACCAUAAACCCAACCGCCACCGUCGCCGACCUUGCCGCCCAAAUCCAGGAUGGACUGCGCAUCCCCGUCAGCAACCAGAAGCUCAUGGUCUCAAAACUCGGCCUCCUCAGAGCCCCCUUCGCCGAGCGCCCCGUCACCGAUCUCCAGGACAAGAAGAUAACCCUAAUCGGCACAUCGACCGAGGAGAUCGCCUCCCUAGCAUCGGCCUCUCAAAGCGCAGCGCAGCGACAAGCACACCUAGCCGCCGCGCGGCGCAAUCUACCCAAGGCAUACUCGCGGCGGGACUCGCAGCGCGUUCUCGAAGACAGCACAUACACCUUCGCGACUUUGCGCCCUCUCCCCAACCUGCCUCACCCAGAGCGCUCCCUCGCCUUCCUCGAGCGGCUGAGAGCCGACCCGGGGAUCCGCGCCGCAAUGCGCACGCACAAAUUCAGCGUCGGCCUGCUCACGGAAAUGGACCCAUUAUCAUACACGGAGUCUUCGCACGAGGGCACGACGCGGAUCCUGGGACUGAACCGCAACGCGGGCGAGGUCAUCGAGCUUCGUCUGCGUACGGAUGCGUACGACGGGUACCGCGACUACAAAACUAUUCGGAAUACGCUGUGUCACGAGCUCGCGCACAACGUGCACCAGAACCACGACCGCGCGUUCUGGGACCUGACGCAUCAGAUCGAGAGGGAGGUUGCGCGCGCGGAUUGGACUCGCGGGGGACGGAAUGUGGGAGGCGAGGAGUUUUACGAGCCUGGGGCGGAAGAGGAGGUGGCGUAUGAUCAUGGCGGGUGGACGGGCGGGGAGUUUGUGCUUGGAGGGGGAGGUUCGGGAGCUGCUGCGGCGGGGCAGGGCGCGUUGAGUAGACGUGAGAUCGUGGCCAAGGCGGCGGAGGAACGUAUGAAGAAGCAGAAACAGGCUGAGGAGGAGGCGAAGAGGAAUCGGUGAUGUGUUGAGACGAUGCGGGUAUACGAUUCUACUAAGUACCUAUCUUACGGGUUUUCCUAAGCUGGACGAUAUAGGGGGGAGGGCUUCACGAUUUAUGCAUGGCUAUGGCGUUUAGGGAUGGUCUAAGUUGGAUUGAUCUAUAGACAAGCGGAUAAGCGUAUAUUUCACGAGCUACGAGCUGUUUGAACAAUAUAACAAAUAUUUCUCAA